AUGAAGCGAAUACGGGAUGAGAUGUAUAUGAAUCCUCAAUUUAAGCGGCCGUUUGGCGGUUCUCGUGGGGAAUCGUAUGUGCCAUCACAGUCUCCUAGUAGCAAUGGAGGUGGAGUUGGUAGAGUGAAAGGUGGUACCGAAGUUAAUGGUAAUGAUGCAGGUGUUGUUGCUACCAGUACACAAAAGCUUACCACCAAUGAUGCAUUGAGUUAUUUGAAGCAUGUUAAGGACAAGUUCCAAGAACAAAGGGGAAAGUAUGAUAGGUUCCUUGAUGUCAUGAAAGAUUUUAAGGCUCAAAGAAUUGAUACUGCUGGUGUCAUAGCAAGGGUGAAGGAAUUGUUUAAAGGUCAUCCUAAUCUAAUCCUUGGGUUUAAUACAUUCUUGCCUAAGGGUUUUGAAAUUACCCUCACCGAUGAGGAAGAGGCUCUACCGAAAAAGACUGUUGAGUUCGAAGAAGCUAUUGGUUUCGUCAAUAAGAUUAAGAGACGAUUUCAAAAUGAUGAUCACGUUUAUAAAUCUUUCCUGGACAUCUUGAAUAUGUAUCGCAAGGAACACAAGGGUAUAGCUGAGGUCUACCGUGAGGUUGCAGCUCUUUUUGAUGACCAUCCCGAUCUUCUUGAUGAAUUUACUAGAUUUUUGCCUGAUAAUUCACCUGCUGCUUCAGCUCCGCAUGAUUCACGUGGUCGUCAUUCCUUUCAGCGUUAUGAUGAGAAAAGCUCGGCCCUGCCCACAAAACUUCCACUGGGGGACAGUACUAUGUAUCCCAAAAGGGAACGUGAUCUUAGUGCUGAGUGUCCUGAUAAGGAUGAUGAUAAAACAGUGGUGAAGCUGCCGAAGGAGCAAAAGAAGCUUACUGAAAGUGAAAACAGGGAUAAGAGGAAUUGCGAUCAGGAUGACAAAGAUCCUGAUCUGGAGAAAAGUGGUAAUAUUAGCAUGCAUCGGCCUUCUGACAAAAAGAAAUCUACUCGGGAAGUUGAAGACUUUUGUGGGGUCCAUGUGAACUCUUUUGAUGAUAAAGAUGCAUUAAAAAGUACGUACAACUAUGAGUUCUCUUUCUGUCAAAAAGUCAAAGAGAGAUUGCAAAGUGCAGAUGAUUACCAGGCAUUCCUAAAAUGCCUUCACAUAUACUGUACAGAAAUCAUUACUAGAAAGGAAUUGCAGAGUUUGGUUACUGAUUUACUUGGAAAAUAUCCAGAUCUUAUGGAGGGUUUCAACGAGUUUCUGGAGCGCUGUGAGCGGAUUGAAACAUUGUGGAAUGAGGGGAAUUCUUCAAAAGCCUCAGGCAUAGAUGAAAAGGAGAGAGAACAAAAGCGUGACUUGGAAGGAGGGAAAGAGAGGGAUAGGUGCAACUUGAAGUACUUGGGAAAGUCCAUUCAGGAGCUUGACCUAUCGAAUUGUCAACAGUGCACUCCCAGCUAUCGACUUCUUCCUAAAGAUUAUCCGAUAUCUUCAGCUAGCCAGAGGUCAGAGCUUGGUGCUCAAGUACUAAAUGAUCAUUGGGUGUCUGUGACAUCUGGUAGUGAGGAUUAUUCUUUUAAGCACAUGCGGAGAAAUCAGUAUGAAGAAAGCCUGUUCAGAUGUGAAGAUGAUAGAUUUGAGCUAGACAUGUUGCUGGAGUCUGUGAGUUCAACUGCUAAGCGAGCUGAGGAGCUUUUGAGCAUUAUCAAUAAUAAUUCUGUUGGGUCAGAUGGUCCCAUACGUAUUGAGGAUUACUUCACAGCUCUUAAUUUGAGAUGCAUUGAACGACUAUAUGGUGACCAUGGUCUUGAUGUAAUGGACAUUCUGCGCAAAAAUCCAUCUCAUGCUUUGCCGGUUGUCCUAAUGCGCCUGAAUCAGAAGCAAGAGGAGUGGACUAAAUGUCGUUCAGAAUUUAACAAGGUUUGGGCUGAAAUAUAUUCAAAGAAUCAUUACAAGUCUCUUGAUCACCGCAGCUUCUAUUUCAAGCAGCAAGAUUCAAAGAAUUUGAGCACAAAAUCCUUAGUGGCAGAAAUCAAAGAAUUAAAAGAUAAAAGGCAGAAAGAGGAUGAUGUACUUCUAAGCAUUGCAGCCGGAAGCCGGCAUUCUGUUAUUACUGAUGUCGAAUUUGAGUAUGCUAAUGCUGAGGUUCAUGAAGAUAUCUUCAAGAUUAUCAAGUACUCGUGUGAGGAGAUCUGCUCAACAAAAGAUCAAUUUAACAAGGUUUUAUGGUUUUGGACUACUUUUCUUGAGCUGAUUCCAGACACCAAUCUUACCAACAACACAGAUUUGAAGCAACCUAAGUCGAACUGCAAUGGUGAUUCUAAGGCAUCACCUCAAAGAAUGAAUUUCAGAACUGGCUUCACAAAUGUGGGUGGUUUGGCCAAAGAAAGAUUAGCAGCGGCUUCUGGUGAAAGAUUAACCAACCAAGAUUCAGCUGUUACUUCAGGAACCGACAUUAACCAUGGGUGUUGUGCAAGUUCUCCAAAAGUGGUUAAUGGUGCCUUUGAGGAAGGCAAUGAAGCUAAGUCAAAUAUGGAUGAUACGGUUCCCUCAGGUGGGGAUAAAUUGAGAUUGAAUGGAUCGGCAAAUGGAGAUUUUGCAGAAGGGUCCAGACAUUUCAGAUAUAAUGAGUGUCCUGUUGAUCCUUGUAAAAAUGAGAAAGAGGAGGGUGAGUUGUCUCCUAAUUGUGAUUCUGAAGAUAAUUUUGGUGUCUGCCAAGACAGAAUUCUGCAAGUCUUACCUGAAGAAAAUCAUGGCAAUGAAGGAAGCCAAGGUCAAAUGGGGGAUCACAAAGAGAAUACUGCAGGAGAAAAUGAUAUAGAUGCCGAUGAUGAUGACAGUGGAAAUACAUCAAAUGCUGGAGGAGAUGUUUCAGGCAGUGAGUCUGCUGCUGAUGAGUGUUCACGGGAAGAUCCUGAUGAAGUGGAAGAUGGUAAAGCUGAAAGUGAAUGUGAGGCUGUGCCGCACUCUGAACGAUUUCUACUGAAAUGUAAACCUCUAUCAAAGCAUGUGGCUUCCUCAUCAAUAAAUGAUGAGAAGAAGGAUCAACGUGUCUUUUAUGGAAACGACACAUUUUAUGUGCUUUUUAGGCAGCAUCAGGUACUGUACGAGAGAAUACUAUUCGCUAAAGUCAAUUCAGUAUGUGGCGAUUCAAAAUGGAGAAACACGCAAGAUGCAACUCCUUAUCCAUAUGCUAGAUUCACGGAUGCACUUUUCAGUUUACUUGAUGGAUCAGUCGACAAUACAAAAUUUGAAGACGAUUGCCGAUCUUUGAUAGGAAACCAGUCCUAUGUGCUGUUCACUUUGGAUAAGUUGAUCUAUAAGUUGGUCAGACAGCUUCAAACCGUUUCAAGUGAUGAGGUGGAUUGUAAGCUGCUUCAGUUGUUUGAAUACGAGAGAUCUAGGAAGCCGGAGAAUUUUGUUGACUCAGUUUAUUACGAGAAUGUUCAUGUCCUUCUGCAUGACGAGAAUAUAUACCGGUUUGAAUGUAUAAAUAACCCUACUCGCUUAUCCAUUCAAUUGAUGGAUGAUGGAGAUGAGAAGUCUGAAGUUGUUGCAGUUUCAGUAGAUCCCAAUUUCACAACGUAUCUUCACAAAGAGUAUCUUUCAGUUAACAAUGCAAAGGUGUCAUCAUCAAUUAUGCUGAAAAGGAAUAUUCGCAAGUACAGUAACAUAGAGGAAUCCACCGCUCUGUAUAAGGCAAUGGAAAAUGUUCUGAUCAUGAAUGGGUUGGAAUGUAAAAUGACGACAAGCACAUCAAAGAUCUCGUAUGUUCUCGACACGGAAGAUUCAUUUGUUCGUUUGGGAAGGAGAAAGGUUAGAUCUUUGCCCGAUAACCAAACACGAAUCCAACGGUUUCACAAGUUCCUGGAAGCUUCUAUUGCAAACUCAAAUGGAACCCCUUUGUGA
Molecule: messenger RNA, 3867 nt
Organism: Striga hermonthica
Lineage: Eukaryota; Viridiplantae; Streptophyta; Magnoliopsida; Lamiales; Orobanchaceae
Source: the annotation of a GenBank genome assembly